CCUAACAGAGUAGUCAAUCAGAGCCUGGAGCUGUGAAGUCAAUUGCCCUUAGUCACAGAACUAACCUGAAGCUACUGUAACGGGAGGAGACUGAAAAUAAGAUGGGACCCGUCCGUGUAAGGAUUUGUCUCAAAGGGCCCUCUGAAAACUGAACUCUAGAGAAGCCACAAGCAAGCUGCCCGAAUUUGCCUGUAUCCUCUCAUUCUACAUCUUACAAAGAACCAGACAGAUCAAAUUGGUUGUUUUUGGUGGCCACCAGCCGUGGAUGCCUUUGACAUUAUGACCGCAGAGGAUUCCACCGCAGCCAUGAGCAGCGACUCGGCCUGCGCGUCCUCAGCCAAGGUGCCCGAGGGCGUGGCGGGCGCGCCCAACGAGGCGGCGCUGCUGGCACUGAUGGAGCGCACGGGCUACAGCCUGGUGCAGGAGAACGGGCAGCGCAAGUACGGCGGCCCGCCGCCCGGCUGGGAGGGCGCGCACCCGCAGCGCGGCUGCGAGGUCUUCGUGGGCAAGAUCCCGCGAGACGUGUACGAGGACGAGCUGGUGCCCGUGUUCGAGACCGUGGGCCGCAUCUAUGAGCUGCGCCUCAUGAUGGACUUCGACGGCAAGAACCGCGGCUACGCCUUCGUCAUGUACUGCCACAAGCACGAGGCCAAGCGCGCCGUGCGCGAGCUCAACAACUACGAGAUCCGCCCGGGCCGCCUGCUGGGCGUGUGCUGCAGCGUGGACAACUGUCGCCUCUUCAUCGGCGGCAUCCCCAAGAUGAAGAAGCGGGAGGAGAUUCUGGAGGAGAUCGCCAAGGUCACCGAGGGCGUGCUGGACGUGAUCGUGUACGCCAGCGCGGCCGACAAGAUGAAGAACCGCGGCUUCGCCUUCGUGGAGUACGAGAGCCACCGCGCGGCCGCCAUGGCGCGCCGCAAGCUCAUGCCCGGCCGCAUCCAGCUGUGGGGCCACCAGAUCGCCGUGGACUGGGCCGAGCCUGAGAUCGACGUGGACGAGGACGUGAUGGAGACCGUGAAGAUCCUCUACGUGCGCAACCUCAUGAUCGAGACCACCGAGGACACCAUCAAGAAGAGCUUCGGCCAGUUCAACCCCGGCUGCGUGGAGCGCGUCAAGAAGAUCCGCGACUACGCCUUCGUGCACUUCAGCAGCCGCGAGGACGCCGUGCACGCCAUGAACAGCCUCAACGGCACCGAGCUGGAGGGCUCGUGCCUGGAGGUCACGCUGGCCAAGCCGGUGGACAAGGAGCAGUACUCGCGCUACCAGAAGGCGGCCAAGGGCGGCGGCGCGGCCGAGGCGGCGGUGCAGCCGCCCAGCUACGUGUACUCGUGCGACCCCUACACGCUGGCCUACUACGGCUACCCCUACAACGCGCUCAUCGGGCCCAACAGGGACUACUUCGUGAAAGCAGGCAGCAUAAGAGGCCGAGGGCGAGGUGCAGCUGGCAACAGAGCCCCGGGGCCCAGGGGUUCCUACCUUGGGGGAUAUUCUGCUGGCCGUGGCAUAUAUAGCCGAUAUCAUGAAGGAAAAGGAAAGCAGCAAGAAAAAGGAUAUGAACUUGUGCCGAAUUUGGAAAUCUCUGCCGUGAAUCCAGUUGCCAUUAAACCUGGUACAGUGGCCAUCCCUGCCAUCGGGGCCCAGUACUCCAUGUUCCCGGCAGCCCCAGCACCUAAAAUGAUUGAAGACGGCAAAAUUCACACGAUGGAGCACAUGAUCAGCCCUAUUGCGGUGCAGCCGGACCCAGCCAGUGCCGCUGCCGCCGCCGCCGCCGCCGCUGCCGCUGUUAUCCCUGCCGUGUCGACACCGCCACCUUUCCAGGGCCGCCCAAUAACUCCAGUAUACACCGUGGCUCCCAAUGUUCAGAGAAUUCCCACUGCCGGGAUCUACGGGGCCAGUUAUGUUCCAUUUGCUGCUCCGGCCACGGCCACUAUUGCCACACUACAGAAGAACGCGGCCGCCGUGUACGGGGGGUACGCGGGCUACAUACCUCAGGCCUUCCCAGCUGCUGCUAUUCAGGUCCCCAUUCCCGACGUCUACCAGACAUACUGAGCCUGGGGACGAGCACGAAGACAAACCACAGAAACACCACUGAAGGAACGCUGUACUAUUAAUGAAGAAAGAACGUGUCGGAUCAGCGCACACCCGAAAGUGAAGAAUGCUGUCAGAUGUCAUAUUGAGAUAUUUUAUAUACAUGAAGUUUUCACUAGUUUUUUAAGACUAUUUUCCAUUUAGCCAGGCCCGCGUUCAUACAUUUCUAAGAUACUUGCAAUGGUUCAUGCCUUGACACCAUCUUUUAAAAGUUUAUAUGCUGUACUACAUUUGUAUAGAGGUUUUUUUUUUUUUUUAAGGAUAUAUUUUCAGUAUGAAGGUUAUUUUCUUAACUUCUGCACUCCAGAGAUUUCUAUUUUGUAGUACCUUUGAUAAAAUAUCAACUGUAUAUUAAAAAAAAGCACACUUGAGCAGCUAGGGAACUAUUUUGAAAAAUAUAUUCAAUAUUUAAAGAUACAAACAAUAGUGCUUUAAAAUACUACAUAAAACGUUCUUUUAAAGGUUAUACUGGAAAGUGCAAUUUUAAAAUGAGUAAAACCUCUUUAUUUCUGCUGGCAUUAAGGGUUGACGGUGUUACCAGGCGUUACCCAUGGUGGUUCUAUUUUUUAAAAGAAAUUAAACACCCAGUCUCUCUUUCAGCCAACAUUGAAAAGACCUAUCACACUUCUGAGUCCAAACACUGGAAAGUGCCCACCAGCCACCAUUUCCCAGGGCUCGUUCUCCACCUACCUUUUCCCUUAAAAAUGCCCCAGCACCUCCAUCUCUUACCUGCUUCCCUCCUCCCCAAAUGCCCAAACCCGCUUCUGUGUUUGGCAAGUCUAGGACAAAUGGAUAAGUCUUGAUAGAACAGCUGAUGGAUUUUAUACUGCUUCUCCCCAGGUUUUUGUUGGGUUUUUUGUGUUUGUUUUCUUGUGUUUUUUUGUUGGGUCGUGUUGGUGGGGAGGUAUUAUUUUCUAUGUGUGCUAUUUUUAAUAGCAGAGUAAGCACAAGGUUUUAAUAGGUUUAUGGGAGACACCUUUGCAUAGUUAUUUAAUUGCCCAGUAUAAAAUCUUAAUUCCCGUUCUAAUGCUUUUGUUUUUGAAGUAUGAGUUUUCAGGGGCAAAGAAUGUAUGCUAAUUGUAGGGAAGACCCCCAAAGACUCUUGUCAGUGGAGAAUGAUGCUUGUUACCUUACCAUGUUUCAUGCAGAAUGUCUGUCCUCGAGGCUGUUGGUGAUAUUCUGUUUAUGGAAUGGGGCAUUCCUGUGUAGCUGUGUUCUCUGCAGGUGAACUGAAUUGGGGUAUGCCCCUCCAGGAGAAGGAGGAGAGACCUAUAGGAGUUAAAAGAUAGUUUGUAAAUAUCUUCUCAUGCUUGUUUUUAGUCCUUUUAUGUUGCAGAAGUUCAUGGUAUGUAGUUUAAUGCAAAAUUAUGCCAUAUUAUUUUCAUGGUAUUAAAGAGGUUGUUUUAUUAGGAAGUAAAUGUAUUGUUGCAGUGUUUUGUGCCUGUUUCAAGGCUUUUGUUUAGCAGAGUGAAUGUAAAAUACAGUAAAAUGUUAAGAUUGUCACCUACUUUAUGAAAUAGACCAGCUUGGAAUUUUUUUUUUUAAGGCUCAAUCAAGGAAGUGGGGUGUGCAAUAGGUAGCAAGUACGCAAUUGUGUUUUUAUGUCAUGUUAGUGAUCCAGAAAAUCUGUCCACUCACUGGAUUUUUGUUGAAGGCUGAAUUCUUAACUUGUGGAUUAAUAAUAGGAUCAUGCCCUUAACCAGUACUUUUAUUUUGUUUUAAAUUAAGAGAUUUCCAAAUGCCCUUCCCCUUCUCCCAUCUUGGGAUGAGAUGAGUUUUUAUAUAUAAGCAAUAUUUAUUUAACUAUUCUAUAAAAUUAUUGAGUGCCUGCUAAGGCCUUUAAACAUUCCCAGCAUUCCCUUCCAUCCUUCCCGAAUGACAUAACGUAAUUGUGCAAUGUUCCUGAUGAUGCUGUAGCCAGCACGCUGCAUCCCAACUCGAAUCUGUUGGAAUGAAUAAUUCCAACAAAAUGCAUUUUGGAUCAGAUCCUCAUCCCUUGGCUGUGUGAAAGAAGUUCUCUCCUUCCUGUGAAGGAUUGUCACAUAGGUUCACCGGAUGAAGUUCUGACCCAGUAUUCUUACUGUAUUUUACAUGUGCCUGUAAGUUAUUUGCAAAAAAAAAAAAAAAGGUAUCUUAACAUGGCAACUACCAAACUACCUUCUAAACAAAUGUUGGUGAUAUAGCCAGUUAAGUAUCAAUGAGCCUCCUAUUUGUGGACCUGUCUGUUCCUGUUGUUUCAAAACCAUUUCAUGUACACUACUGAGGUAAGUUUAUAACUUGAAAUGUGAACUUUUUUUUUUUAGGGUUAAGAACAAACUAUAUAAGUACAAAAAAAAGUUUUAGAGUUCUGUUUUCAAACAUGCUAGUAGUUUAGUUAUCUUUAGCUGCUCUGUAUUUGAAAAGCUUUUAUGUAGAUUUGCUCCAUUUAUAGUACGUUGUUAGGAUGUAUGUAGUAAAUAAAGCUUUCUUUAAAGCA
Molecule: messenger RNA, 4561 nt
Organism: Nycticebus coucang (slow loris)
Lineage: Eukaryota; Metazoa; Chordata; Mammalia; Primates; Lorisidae
Gene: RBM47
Product: RNA binding motif protein 47
Exons: 6
Coding region: 280-2046 (588 amino acids)
Cellular component (GO): nucleus
Molecular function (GO): mRNA binding
Source: RefSeq, a predicted model, not a curated record